This is a messenger RNA of Didymosphaeria variabile, 915 nucleotides long. RefSeq lists its product as uncharacterized. Bases 1 to 915 code for a protein of 304 amino acids. Gene Ontology annotation, molecular function: oxidoreductase activity. Gene Ontology annotation, cellular component: cytosol. Lineage: Eukaryota; Fungi; Ascomycota; Dothideomycetes; Pleosporales; Didymosphaeriaceae. The transcript is spliced from 3 exons. The record is from RefSeq and is a predicted model, not a curated record.
AUGGCCGAUCAAACUCCCGAUCCCGACUACUUCGUCAAGAGCCAGCAAUUCACUGCGCACACGCACCGCGAUGUUUACCCCGCUAUCAACCCCACCAAUUCUUCUCUCUCUCAAAGUGGGAAGGUUAUCAUCGUCACAGGCGCAAGCCAAGGAUUGGGCGCAAGAGGGUUCGUACAAUCGUUCGCCGCCACAGGACCAAAAGCCAUCGUCCUGGUAGCCAGGAACGCAAAGAAGCUGGACGAAGUUGCCGCCAGUGUCAAUGAGAAAUACCCCAACGUCGACACCCUGACUGUAUCGACGGACGUUUCAGAUCCAGCGAGUGUAGCAGCCUUGUUCGAGAAGGUCAAGAGCAAGUACGGUCACGCUGAUGUGUUGGUCAACAACGCCGCGGUCUUCAACAGCAUUGCGCCAGUCAAGGAUGUCGACCACAAAGCGUGGUGGGAUGAAAUGACCAUCAACAUCUACGGCACGUUCCUCGUCACACAAUCUUUCCUCAAAUUGCUCCCCGAGUCUGCGCCUGCCAGAAUCAUCACCCUCACCACCGGCGCCGCCUACGAAGUCUUUCCCAACCUCUCCAACUACGGGCUCUCCAAGCUCGUUGUCUUCGAGCUCAUGGCCUACGUCACAGUCGAGAACCCGAACGUUGUCGCUGUCGCAGUGCAUCCUGGCAUCGUGCCUACAGACAUGCUCAAGGACGCGUUUGCGCCGUUCGCUCACGAUAAGCCGGAGUUGGUGGGCGGGCUGGCGACGUGGUUGGCUGCGUGGGAGGGAGAAGACCGCAGCUUCUUGAGUGGGCGAUAUCUGUCUGCAAACUGGGAUGUGGAUGAUUUGGUCAAGAGGAAGGAGGAGAUUGUUGACGGGGGCCUGUUGAAGCUCAAUUUGAUGGGGCAGUUUGGCGAGAAGCAAUUCAAGUAG